AUGUCAGUAUUCUAUUCUCCCACGCAUUUGACAGGACUCUCCGUGAUGGCUCAGCAAGAAAAGGCCCAACGUCGCCGUCUCGCGCACACGACCUGUCUGACCCUGUCCACGGCCGGGCAGGCAAAGAUCGUGGAUGAACGAUCAAAUUUCGGCCACAACCACAAACACAACCAUGUCAACGGCACGCUGAACAUCCCGCUCCAUCACGGCCAGAUGCACGGGCACAUAGCACACAAUACUGGCAUUCAGGGAAAAUACGACUUGAUGGUCGGACAUUCCGAGCACCUACACCAACCACUACGCAAGGCUGGCAGCAAUACGGGAAACGAACCACGCCCCGACGCGGGUAAAGAUGCCAGGGUGCAUGACCUGAUUUUCUGUCCCAUUUCGCAUCCACCCAUUCACGAUCCUGAUUUCCGACUGGCUCGGGUGGUGGAACGGACCAUCGAGCAUCUCCGCAACUUGGCCCGCACCCUCGCUUUUCAUGGUACGGAGGCCCCCCUUCGCACGAUCCAGCUGCGUCCGGCACAAGCUACACUGGAAGAGCUGCAGACUGUUUUGAGUACCCAGCAGCCCCAUCCGCAUGUGCUCCGGGACGUGGCAUCUGUGUAUGCCGAGCUGUUGGCCUUUAUGAUGAGUGGUGAUUUGAUUGGAAUAUCGCGUGUUUUGGCCGAUGCCGGUUCACCCCUGUACCGCGUCAACCAUAGCGUCCACAUCCAAUGGAUGAGUGUGACCCUGCAUGCACUAGCCGGCCAGCCGCAUUUGUUGCGACCCGUGCUAACUACCAUGUUGGCCCACACCCAUUCCAUGACCGUGGAUGGUACCAUUCUCGGUGAACACAUGCAUCAUCUGUUGGAACCGCUACCGCCCGCCGAACUCUUCAAAGUGGCCCAGGAUGUUUACGCGGGUGCCCGAGUGCCCAUCUUGCCACACGUGAUGCAUGUCUUUAUGCGGGCCAUCGUUGCGUUGGGCGGUGAAUCCGAGUCCGAGCUGCUUACCACACUGAAGGCCAAUACCCAUUUGCAAACUCGUCAAUGUGGUCUCGACGUGGCCCUGAUGGAUUGCGUGGCUGCCAGCGCUUCAAACUGGUCCACCACUCGACUGUGUGCCUUUGUCCAGGCCCUACUUGGUAACAAGCGUACCGAUACAUCGCCUUUGCUAUAUCUGAGCCAAGCUACGUCCGGCCAUCGCGCCGUCGGGUUCAAGGCCAUUAUUAUGGCCGCGGUGGCUGUGGCUCAGGCCGAAUGGUCAGAUCCAGCACGCACGCAUCAAGCGGUGGGGCAACUCAUUUCGACCGUGUUGGAUUCAGGCCAACCCAUCGUCCUGGGCAGUGAUGACGUGCACCUGCUGUGUGCGCUUGCCGUGUACGAGAACGACUCUAGGGUGGAUGGAGAUGAAUGGACGGUCAUCUUUCGUCGUUUGUUCGCGCAUUGCCAGUUGCGCAAUCUGGCAGGACGAGAAGUUGGAAUGAUACUGGCCACAUUGCGUUGCCUUGGCCUGGAGACCGAAGCCGAUCGCCUCGACCUGGAGACCGAAGCCGAUCUCCUUGGCCUGGAGACCAAAACCGAUCGCCUUGGCCUGGAGACCGAAGCCCAUGAACACGACGUUACGGGCGACACGCCGAUCACGCUAGAACAUCUAUCUGUCAGCAUCAACUGUCACUUUGAUUUGCAGGCGGACGGACAUGCCAUCCUGACGACACCCACCUCGAUCUCCCCGGAUGUGUGUGCAUCAAAUGCCAGGAAUUAUUUGGAUCAUCAUCGCUGGACACAGGGAAUCCACGCAAUUGCCAAAUCCAAAGUGACGGCCUCCCAAGAGCUCAUGCACAAGCCCCGGAACAAGCACAUUGGCGGCGUGAGGAGGCGGAGACGGAGGCGGAGGCGGAGAGGCGUUGGGUCGCAACACUGCAAAAUGUCGUCGAGUUUGUCUUUGUCCCUCUGGGACUUCGACCAGGGUAACGAUGACGAUUUCACCGCUGCCGAGUACGGACAGGCCGAGGAUACGGAGGAGGUACUGGCGCGACCGAACGUUGAGCAACAUGACGGUGGACGAGACUGCCUCAUCUUCCUGGUCGAUGCUAGCCAGGAGAUGCAGCAGGCAUUUGAGACGAUUGCAGCCUCGCUGGACUCGGAUGCAUCGAGCGAAGCGGCACCUCUCAUGGCCAUUCCUGAGAUCGAGGGCGUCGACAGCUCGAACAACACAUAUUGCGAGACUUGUCUGCGGGUCAUUCAUGCCGCACUUCGCAGCAAAAUCUUGAUCAGCGAGGCCGAUCUAGUGUCCGUGGUGCUCUACGGCACGGUGGUGCAGUUGUACGGCAACACCUUUGAUCUCUCUGACGCUCUUUGGACUUGUCAGAACCUGUUUUCACGCCUCAAGACACGGGUGGCCACAAAGCGCAUCAUGAUUUUCACCAACAACGACAACCCUCAUGCGGCCGAUGAUGAUCUUCGUGACAAGGCGAAGGUUAAGGCAGGAGAUCUGCGGGACAAUGGCGUGGAGAUUAUGCUCAUGGACCUGAGCCAAAAUCGUGACGGCUUUAACAAGCGCCUCUUUUGGGACGAAAUCACUAGUGUCGAACGGGUGGCCGGGGAUGACGACGAUGGUAUCUCCCGUUUCCUCAGCUUUCACGAUCUUCUUGAUCGCACGACAUCACGAGUACAGAAGAAGCGAGCCCGCAUGACCAUUCCCCUCCAGCUUGCCGAGGGCAUGGCGAUUGGCGUCAAGGUUUAUAACCUCGUGAGUCAGGCCACCAAGGGCAAGUACAGCUACGUCUACAAUGAUACACAGCCCGUGGUAACCAAGACGGCAUACUACUGCGAGAAUACGACCAAUCCUUUGUUGCCCACAGACAUGAAGUAUGGUGCCAAAUUUGGCAACGAGAUGGCUGUUUUCUCCAAAGAAGAGGUGACCCAGAUCAAGUCUUUUGGUCAGCCGGGCCUUCGCUUGCUGGGAUUCAAGGACCAGGCGGCCCUCAAGCCGUGGCAUCACGUCAAGAAGUCCUGCUUUCUUUAUCCGGAUGACAAGGCAGGUGGCUCUCGUUGCCUGCGCCUGCGCAAGUUGGCCAUUUGUCUGUUCGUCUCUCGUGCGGGCGUACCUCCCAAUAUGGUGGCCCUCUUGCCCCAAGCGGAAAAGGUGGCUGAGGAUAGCCACGAGCAAGUAUCGCCCCCAGGCUUUCACGUCAUUUUUUUGCCUUAUGCUGAGGAUUUGCGCGAGGUCAAUGUGGACUUUGAUCUUCCCCACGCCGAUGCCGACCAGAUCAAGGCUGCUACGGGCCUGGUUCGCUCCCUGACCCACAAGCACUUUCAAUGGCACGGCGUCCGCAACCCAAGCCUUCAGGUGCAUUUUAAUGCCCUCGAAGCACUGGCUCUUUCACGUUCCAAGGUCGAGGAGUCGGUGAAUGAUCUUGUGCCAUCGAUCCCCGAGCCGGCAGCCCAAGCGGCCGAGCAAUUUACGCAGGCCGUCUUUCCAUACGGCGCACCUAGUGGCAGCGCCAAGCGCAGCACGGCCUCGGGUGGCACGGGGGCCAGCAAGCGCACCAAGGCUGACGAGAGCGAAAUGACCUUGGACAUUCUCAAGCAGAAAUAUGAGAAGGAUCAGCUGGCUCGCUUGACUGUGGCUGAGCUCAAAGUGGGGUGCAAGUUGGUCGGUCUGAAAGCAGCCGGCCGCAAGGCGGACUUGAUAUCUGCCCUGCAGGAUUACUUUGGCCAAUAAGGCCGGUGGCUUGAUUUUGCCCAUGGUCAAGAGUUUUCAAAGCCCUGUGACCGUUACGCAUUAACUCCACAUCAUUCAAAAGAUUGUUGUAAAUCGAUUACAUGUACAG
Monosiga brevicollis MX1 is the source of this 3820-nucleotide messenger RNA. RefSeq lists its product as uncharacterized. Gene Ontology annotation, molecular function: damaged DNA binding; double-stranded DNA binding; telomeric repeat DNA binding. The record is from RefSeq and is a predicted model, not a curated record. Gene Ontology annotation, biological process: cellular response to gamma radiation; cellular response to X-ray; double-strand break repair via nonhomologous end joining. Bases 1 to 3711 code for a protein of 1236 amino acids. NCBI's taxonomy places the organism in Eukaryota, Choanoflagellata, Craspedida, Salpingoecidae. Gene Ontology annotation, cellular component: Ku70:Ku80 complex; nucleus. The transcript has 16 exons.